AUGCCGGAGACUGCUGAACACAUUUUCUGUGAGUGUGUUUGGACUAGAAGAUUAUGGGGCAGCGAUGACGUCCUUCAAGGCGGUUGUGUGCAGAACUUAUUGGAAUCCACGCUGGGAGGAUCAAGCAGGGAGGGGGCAGUCAAGCUUGCUGCUAUUUUCUCGACAGUGUGGAAUGUUAGAAACGAGAUUGUCUGGAAACAAGCAUCGUGGUCUAUAGAGGGCCUUCGGGGCCAGAUCGAGAGAUUGCAAGUCAGUUGGAAGGCUGCGUUCACUGUUGUGAGGAACCAGGUAGAGGGGCAGAUUCGUGCGUCUUGUUGGGCUCCACCAUCAUGCAAUACGUUGAAGUGUAAUGUGGAUGUAGCUGUGUUCGAUGAUGGUGCAGGCUUUGGCGCGGUUGUGCGUGAUCAUGAAGGCCGCUUCGUCGCCGCAAGAAGUGGUAGAUUAGCGUGUAAUCAGCAUCCGUUUAUGGCUGAAGUUUUGGCAGCUAAAGAAGCUUUAAUAUGGCUCGCGGGGCUACAAGGAAGCCGUUUCAUCCUAGAAUCGGACUGUUUAGAAUUUUGUAAUGCUUUUAAUUCUAGUAUGGUAGAUUAUUCGUAUGUAGGCACAAUUAUUAAGCAAUGCUUGGCUAUUGCUAGAGACAUAGGAGACGUUCAAGUCCAACAUGUCAAGAGAACAGCGAAUCGAGUGGCUCAUGCACUUGCUCGGGCAACUGGUUCUAGUUCUGUCUCAAAGUCGUGGACUGUUAUCCCACCUACGUGUAUUUUUGAGUUGUUAGGUUCUGAAUGA
Ipomoea nil (Japanese morning glory) is the source of this 786-nucleotide messenger RNA. RefSeq lists its product as uncharacterized. Lineage: Eukaryota; Viridiplantae; Streptophyta; Magnoliopsida; Solanales; Convolvulaceae. The coding region runs from base 1 to 786 and encodes 261 amino acids. Gene Ontology annotation, molecular function: RNA-DNA hybrid ribonuclease activity; nucleic acid binding. The record is from RefSeq and is a predicted model, not a curated record. The transcript has a single exon.